This is a messenger RNA of Aphanomyces astaci, 1135 nucleotides long. RefSeq lists its product as hypothetical. Gene Ontology annotation, molecular function: protein binding. The transcript is spliced from 5 exons. NCBI's taxonomy places the organism in Eukaryota, Oomycota, Saprolegniomycetes, Saprolegniales, Verrucalvaceae. The record is from RefSeq and is a predicted model, not a curated record. Bases 23 to 823 code for a protein of 266 amino acids.
CUCGGCGGAUCUAUUUCAAGCGAUGGGCCGUUUCGGCGAAGCGUUCGACGCUGCCGUGGAGGCACGGACACCCGAGGCGUUCUCGCUCUUCCAAGCGCAAGUGGAUGGGUGGGUGAUCGACGGUCAGUUUGCACGCAGCUCGACCGACGUCGAAAGCGCACUGGUGCAGCUCAUGGAUGGAUAUGGCGUCAAUGCUCCCGAGGUGCAAGCAAUGUGCGAAGAGUUUAUAUUGUUAUGCAACUCGGCCGCGAUGCGCGCAUUGAGUUUGGCCGAGUCGGAGGACGCAUUGGACCUGCUCACGUUGGCCGACCAACACACGACCCCUGGUACAUGCCACUUGGUCGACGACAGCCACCGCAAGCGCCUGCGUGGGAUCACACUCAACAACUUUGCGUGCUACUUCAAAAAACAUGGCAAACUGCACACGGCCAUCCAGUACUUGGAAAAGACGCUCAAGAUUGAAUCGUCUAUUGCGAAUGUGGAAAACCCGGCCGGCACGCACUUGAACAUUUGCGCGAUUUUAUCGCAAAUGGGGAGACAUGUACGGGCAGCAGAACAUGCGCGCUGUGCGAUCGAAUUGCUCAAGUACGAGCGCACAAAAGCGAUGGCGGACGAACGAGUUGCAGGGGGCGGCGCACCUUCCAACAACAAGAGCGACACGAGCGUGUUGGCCAUUGCGUAUUACAACUGGGGCGUCGAAUUGGAGCACAUGCGACGGUUCGACCAAGCGAUCAAAGCCUUCACCAAAGGUAGUAACGUUAUGUACUGCGGUCGAUGGUUGCAAGAGGGACGAACGAUGUGUUGGGAAAUGUAUGACGCUUAGGACACGAAGUGGCGUGCAGCGAACUCGAUGCCAGCCACCCGAUGAUACAAGCCAUGUACAAAGCGCUCGUGGACGUGGAAGAUCACGUAGCUGUCAAGAAAGGAUACGCCGUGACACCUCGCAGCGCUAUCAAGACGCCACGGACGGCGCGGUGAUUGAAUUCAAGUGGCCUUGGUGAAUACAACACGACAACACCAUCGAGUGAGAAGCGAGAACUUGGUCAAAAGAAACACUAGCCAAUGUAGCUACCAAUGGAUAGUGUUAGGUUGAUGCUAACGUUAGUCGCCUUCUUUGACGAGACAUUCAAGUUGC